AUGGCCCCACGCACCGAAAAGAAAGCUGCCGGAGAAAAGCCUGAGAGAAAAGCGAAGUCUUCUGGCGGCGGACGCAAGAAGCUUACCGCUUACAACAAAUUCAUGCAGACGGAGAUGGCGCGUCUCAAGGAGGAAGAUCCGGACAUGCGCCAUCAGGACAGGUUCAAGCUGGCCACCUCGAACUGGAAGACAGCGAAGACUAAGACCGGGAACUGA
Molecule: messenger RNA, 216 nt
Organism: Heterobasidion irregulare TC 32-1
Lineage: Eukaryota; Fungi; Basidiomycota; Agaricomycetes; Russulales; Bondarzewiaceae
Exons: 3
Coding region: 1-216 (71 amino acids)
Biological process (GO): multicellular organism development
Source: RefSeq, a predicted model, not a curated record